AUGGCGGACGAGCAGAACAUCCCCGAGCGGCCGAAGGAGGCUGGCGAACAAGCAGCAGAAGGCGGCGAGAAGAAAGGGCCCAGCAAGAACGAGCUGAAGAAGAUGCAGAAGGAGCAAGAAAAGGCCGAGAAGGCGGCAAAGCGCGCAGCAGAAGAGGAGGCCAAGAAGAAGGCGGAUGAGGCCAGCGAUGUGAGCAAGGAGGACUACGGACAGCUGCCAUAUGUGCGAGAAAGUGCUGGCGUGACACACGAAACACUGUCAGAGCUGGCAGAGCAGUAUGGCGGGCAGGAGUUUGCGGAGGACAAGAGACCCAACGUCGUCUUCAGAGCAACUGUCGCCAAUGCACGCAACCAGAGCGCCAAGCUGUCCUUCCUCAACUUCAAGCAGCACCCCAACAGAAUCUCCGACACGAUCCAGGCAGUGGUAGCCGCCAGCGACACACUGAGCCGACAGAUGGUCAAGUUUGCCGGCAACAUUCCCACCGAGAGCAAGGUCAUCGUACAUGGAGUCCUCAACACACCAAAGGAGCCCAUCAAGAGCGCGAGUAUACAGAACAUGGAGGUCCAUAUCAGGAAGAUCUACACCCUGGGCAAGGUCGACAAUCAGCUGCCACUCCAGGUCGCCGAUGCUGAGCGUGCGAUACCAGCAGAGGGCGAGGAGAACGCUACUAGCGAAGAUGGCAGGCCAGUCGUGUCACUCAACACACGUCUCACCAACCGAACCAUCGAUCUCAAGUCGAACCUCAACCACGCCAUCUUCGGCAUCAAGGAAGGUGUCCAGGAUCUCUUCCGCGAAUUUCUGAAGGCGCGCAAGUUCCGCGUCAUCAACACACCCAAACUCCUCGGAGCAGCGACAGAAGGUGGUGCCAACGUCUUCGAGAGCACCUACUUCGACAAGAAGGCCUACCUCGCACAAUCACCCCAGCUGUACAAGCAAAUGAUGAUCGCCGCCGACUUUGAGCGUGUCAUGGAGAUCGGUAGCGUCUUCCGCGCCGAGAACAGCAACACCGCUCGCCACUUGACCGAGUUUAUUGGCCUCGAUCUGGAAAUGGCAUUCGAGGAGAACUACCACGAAGUCGUCUCGUUACUGGAGGAGCUUAUGCUCUACAUCUUCAACGGCCUUAAGACGCAAUACAAGAAGGAGACUGACCUCGUUCGCGCAGUCUACGCCGUGGAAGAUUUCAAGCUACCUGAAGCAGGCAAGGUCCCACGCCUCGAUUUCGCCGAAGGUAUCAAGAUGCUCCGCGAUGCUGGCGUGGAGGUCAACGACUUUGACGACCUUAGCACACCUGAUGAGAAGAAGCUCGGUGCCCUCGUGCUUGAAAAGUACGGCUCCGACUUCUACGUCCUCGACAAGUUCCCGCUCGCCGUCCGACCAUUCUACACCAUGCCCUCAAAAGAGACGAUGGCCAACCACGACGAGAAGAACCCCAACGCAGGCUACUCCAACUCCUACGACUUCUUCAUGCGUGGUCAGGAGAUCAUGUCUGGUGCCCAGCGUAUCCACGAUGCAACAUACCUCGAGAAGCGAAUGCGCGAGCACGUCACACCGGUCGACCCGAAAGCACCUGGCUUGAAGGACUACGUCGACUGCUUCCGAUAUGGAUGCCCGCCCCAUGCUGGUGGUGGCAUUGGUCUGGAGCGUAUUGUCAUGCUGUGGUUGGGUUUGCCCAAUGUGCGGUUAGCGAGCUUGUUCCCUCGUGACCCUGGUAGGCUGAUGCCUUAG
Messenger RNA from Fulvia fulva, 1725 nucleotides. Its product is annotated as Aspartate--tRNA ligase, cytoplasmic. Gene Ontology annotation, biological process: aspartyl-tRNA aminoacylation. The transcript has a single exon. Gene Ontology annotation, cellular component: cytosol; cytoplasm; aminoacyl-tRNA synthetase multienzyme complex. The coding region runs from base 1 to 1725 and encodes 574 amino acids. Lineage: Eukaryota; Fungi; Ascomycota; Dothideomycetes; Mycosphaerellales; Mycosphaerellaceae. Gene Ontology annotation, molecular function: ATP binding; aspartate-tRNA ligase activity; RNA binding. The record is from RefSeq and is a predicted model, not a curated record.